CCCCACUCUCUACCACUGGGCCACUCCCAGUGGAGUUUUAUUCUUCGGUCUUGCCCGGGCCGAGUCCGGCCGGGGCGGGUGGCUCAGCGGGGCUCGCACCCGGCGCUCCGCUGCCGCCGCCCAGCUGCGCGGGGGCGCCCUCCGGAGAUGCUGCCGUGGAAGAAGCACAAGUUCGAGCUGCUGGCCGAGGCGCCGCCACGGCAGGCGUCCAAACCCAAGGGCUACGCGGUGAGCCUGCACUACUCGGCGCUCAGCUCGCUGGCGCGGGCGUGCCCCGAAGGCGCGCUCAGCCGGGUGGGCAGCAUGUUCCGCUCCAAGCGCAAGAAGCUGCACAUCACCAGCGAGGACCCUACUUACACCGUGCUCUACCUGGGCAAUGCCACCACCAUCCAGGCGCGCGGCGACGGCUGCACCGACCUAGCGGUGGGCAAGAUCUGGAGCAAGAGCGAGGCGGGUCGUCAGGGCACCAAGAUGAAGCUGACUGUGAGUGCGCAGGGUAUCCGCAUGGUGCACGCUGAGGAACGCGCGCUGCGCCGCCCGGGCCACCUCUACCUGCUGCACCGCGUUACCUACUGCGUGGCGGACGCGCGGCUGCCCAAGGUCUUCGCCUGGGUGUACCGGCACGAGCUCAAGCACAAGGCGGUAAUGCUGCGCUGCCACGCGGUGCUGGUGUCUAAGCCUGAGAAGGCGCAGGCCAUGGCCCUGCUGCUCUACCAGACGUCGGCCAACGCACUGGCGGAAUUUAAACGGCUCAAGCGGCGGGACGACGCGCGUCACCAGCAGCAGGAGCUGGUGGGCGCGCACACCAUUCCGCUAGUGCCGCUGCGCAAGCUGCUCCUGCACGGACCCUGCUGCUACAAGCCGCCGGUGGAGCGCAGCCGCAGCGCGCCCAAGCUCGGCUCCAUCACCGAGGACCUGCUCGGCGAACAGCAGGAGCAGGAGCUGCAGGAGGAAGAGGAAGACGAGCACGCCGAGGACUGCCUGGAGGAGGAGGAGGAGGAUCGUGCCGGGGAGAGAGACCCGGCAGAGGAAGAGGCCGAGGCGCAGCGGGCGCUCGUGGUGGCCAUGCACUUCGAAUGCGGGGACUUGCUGGACACGCUGGAGAGUGGCCGCGAGGAGGCGCUGGGGGACGGCGGGGUCUCGCUGGGCCCCGGGGCUGGGCCGCCGCCUCUGCUGCUGGGCAGCGCCUCCGACAUGAAGGCCGAGCUGUCGCAGCUUAUUAACGACCUGGGCGAACUCAGCUUCGGCAACGAUGUGCGCAGGCUGCAGGCCGAUUUGCGGGUGACGCGCCUGCUGUCCGGCGACAGCACCGGUAGCGAGAGCUCCAUCGAAGGCGGGGGCCCGGACUCCACCUCUGCCACCGCCGGGGACCGGUCCGGCCCCGCCGAUGGCGCCAGCCCAGAUGAGCCCCACUCGGGCUGAGCUCCCACCCACCUCCAGCGCGCGCCCCUGGCGCCCCUCCGUGACUCCCAUCAGUCAUCUCGAAAACCUCCUUACUCCCCCCCCCCCGCCUGCCCCCAGGAAAGGGGAAAUGGGACACUUGAGGCCCCAGAGUUGCCCCUGCCCCUCUCCCUCAACACAGUUGGCUCUGUGUGAAGCGGGCUUAGGUUGCGCAUGGAGAUGUGGGGAGAUGUACGAGGGGGCAAACCCUGCCAGGAAGGAGAGCGAGGCAGUCAGCUGGGGUGGGGGUGGGGGAAGGGCCCGGUGAAGUUAGCCAAGUCUCGAAAGGCGUGAGGUGCCUGCCGGCCAGUUUCCUGUUUGUGGGGCAUCUGGGGGCUGAGGAGGCGGGGUUAACUCCCUCCCCCACCUCCUAACUGGGAGCGGCCUAGCACUGUCAUUGACAUGUCAUUUACAAAAAAAAAAAAAAAUUUGCUCUCUCAGUGUUGGAGACUUUAAUGCCACCUCCUUGCCCCCAGUCUUUCUGGUGCGAGAGCUUGAGUUGUUUACCUCAGACUCAGACCCUUGAAAUUCUGCCAAAUUCCUCAAAUAACUGUUUUUUUGGGGGGGGGUAUGGAAGAAAGUUGCGUUUUGUUUACAGCUAAGACAUCUAAUAUCUAAAAAAGGAGUUUUCCUUUAGAAACACACCUUCCUCCUGCUCAAAAAAUCUCACUCCAUGAUACUGUGUAAAAUAUUUUUGCACUGUUGUGAAGUAUUUUUGACAUUUUUUUUUGUACAUAACUGUGAGCUGAAUGUUUAUAUCUUUUGCUGUGCAAAAGGGACGUGUAAAAUGUUGUUCAGUUGUAUAUACAGAAACGUGUAUAAAACAUUUUGUUAUUUUUUAAGAAUAGCACUGCUCUGGUUCUGUUUGCACGCCAGUGGGGAGAGAAUAAAGAGGAAAAUUUAACAGAACAGG
Messenger RNA from Ceratotherium simum simum (southern white rhinoceros), 2353 nucleotides. RefSeq names its product family with sequence similarity 43 member A (gene FAM43A). The record is from RefSeq and is a predicted model, not a curated record. Lineage: Eukaryota; Metazoa; Chordata; Mammalia; Perissodactyla; Rhinocerotidae.